CGUACGUUUUCUCCUCCAAUUGAGAAAACCGUUGAGAUCCUCAAGGUGUUUAUCUUCAAACUCGAAAGAUUAAACUGAUAAAGCAAAUAUUGAGUGUCAGUGUUUCUCGGUUUCGACAGCUAAAGAUAUGCGAAUUCAAUAAUACUGCCAGAAUCGAAAGUUUUGUGAAAAACUACCGCGAAAUCGGUGAAAAGUGAAGUGAAUAUAAACAUUUUUAAAAGUGUGUAUGUGUGGGUGUUCUGUUGUUGAAAUUUGAUCUGGAUUAUCUGUUUUAGAAAUGCAAAAACGAUUAUGAUGAGGUACGAAAAUAACCCAAGGAGAAUAUUUGAGGCAGUACUCACAAACGGAAGAAUGAGGGGUAGAUUAAAUGGUUCAUCAUGAAUUUUCGUGGGAUAGCUUUAGGCUUAUUUCUCAUUUGCACGAUCUGUACCUUGAGAGUGAUUUCCUUCGAAUGUACCAAUGGCUCUUGGACCAACGGCAUUUUAUACUCAACGAGGAAUAAAAUAUUCGAAAAUGUGAAAAUUUCCAGAGAGGAAGAUCCAGAUCAAAGGACACAAUUAUCAAUAAGGGUAUUUCCUAAAAAGGAUUUCACUGGUAGUUCAUGUAAAGUUAUACUUUCAUCUAGUGAAAGAGAAUGUCAUCACUAUAGCGAACAAAUAUUCAAAGUUGAGGAACCUGUUGUUAUACCGGGAUUGGCCGAAUCUGAGGAAUAUUUGAAACCUGGAUGUAAUUACAGCCUGAUUUACGUCAUUGAAGACCACUGCAUCCAAACAUAUUAUGAAGUUCCAGAAAAAAGGCCUUGUGAGCAUUCUUCUUCUGAAGAUACUUUCGAUUCAUUUCCAAACGAGGUACUAGACAAUGUAUCCAUAAACGCCUUCAAAAAGAAUGCAGUCCGACUCAAUAUUUCAUUGUCUGCUAGACCAGAAUACUCAAACAUCAAUGGUACCAUCGUCAUCAAUUCCAAGAUGGCGAGUUGUGACCACACCGAGGAAUUCAGCUUCGGAUUAUCUGAAUCGUCUCUGGUGGUGCCAAGGGCUGAGUUUCCUCACAGUUUCAUCCAAACGGGGUGUGAAUAUAUGAUCGACUUCGAGUUGAACAAUGGAUAUUGCGUGACCACAACAUACAAAGUACCUGAUUUGUGUUUGGGGUUCCACCCAAGAGCUGAAGUGACUGAUGUGGUAAGAGAGCAACAAGGUGUAUACAGGGUCGUAUGGGACUCAAAGACUACAGAGAGAAAUGAGACUGUUCCAAUAAUAAACAUAGAUUAUAGGUUAGAAGAUGUAUCUUACGAAGAAUUUAGCAGCCAAAUGGUUGUGGAGAACAACUUCAACUUAAAUUACUCUUUGCUGAAUUUUUCACGGUUGAAGAAACCAAGAAUCUACAGACUUAUAGCCACAUUCUUGAACGAAAAAGAAUGUUCACAUACCUCGUCUUUCGAUUUUGAAGUCAGAGGAGAUCCUGGAGUCUUCUUAUUCAUUCUUGCAUCCGCUAUUCUUCUAUUUGGUCUUGUCCCAGCAAUAUGUAUGUGUAUACCAACAAUGCGCAAGAAGAUACUGGCUGUUUCCAAGCGUUUUUUCGACAAAACUAUCGUCCAAGUUCAUGUUCCAACUUCUGAACCUUUAUACUUUGACAUUCGCAGAAAGGAAGAGAUAAACCUGUCGUACGUGCCAAUAGAAUUACAAAACUGCGAUGAGUUUGAGUUUCCCAUCAACUUCCGGAAGCUUGAAUUCGACCUGGACAUAAAUCCUAAAUGUGGUAAUUUUGGAGAGGUGCGUAAAGCGAAGGCUUAUGGUAUCAACAAACUGGAAGGCUUCACAACUGUUGCUGUGAAGAAGCUCAAGGAUGGGGCUUCUGAAGAAGACGAACAAGCUCUGAAGGAGGAAAUAAGCACUCUAAAAAAAAUCGCUUAUCAUGGGAACCACGAGAAUGUAGUGAAAAUGUUGGCGUGCUGUUCUAUAAGUAAACCGUACAUGAUACUCCUCGAGUUUGUUCCUUGUGGAGACCUCAAAAGCUACUUGAUAGUUCUCAGAAACGAAUGGUCCAUCAGGAAGAACAACAGACAUUUCGUUUUUCCAGUAGAUAAAAGCAGUUGCUCUUAUAUAUCGCCAAAUUCAAGAACUAUCAGUGAAACAUCCUCAAAUCUUCCUUCACCCACAGAAACUGAAUUGACUGCUUUAUAUGAUGAAAGUGAUGAAACUUCACCCACACGUACAACUUCCAUUGAAAUUACUCCAGUUCUGAGUAAUAUUGAUCUCCAAAACUUCGCGCUUCAAAUAGCGAGAGGGAUGGCUUUCCUAGAGAGUAUAUCAGUAGUGCACAGGGAUCUAGCCGCUCGAAACGUGUUGAUAAGCGAAGACAAAAUCCUCAAGAUAUCUGACUUUGGAAUGUCCCGGAAUGGAGAUUACGUAAACAAAAACACCAACAAACAACAACCUGUGAGGUGGAUGGCACCUGAAUCUAUAGAAAAAUUCACCUGCACCAGCAGAAGCGACGUUUGGUCAUUUGGUGUGGUACUCUGGGAAAUAGGAACACUAGGUGCAUUUCCUUACGACAGCAUAUCCAAUGAUUGCAUCCUGGAGUAUCUCCUGUACAGUCUGAAGAAGGGAAUAAGGCUGAUGCGUCCAGAAAUAAGCACAGACGAGCUGUACUCGCUGAUGUUGAAAUGCUGGUCGAUGGAUCCGCAGAACAGGCCAAGUUUUCAGGAAAUUGUCGAUUUCCUUAGCGGGGAAAAGAAGAAAAUCUAUCUGGAUCUUCGAAAACUGAACCCCGCCUAUGUGUUCCCACCCACAAAACAAAUAUGAAGACAUUUGGAGUGUCGUUGUAAAUUAUUUUUCAAAUUGUGAUAGGAUAGAGUAUGUGUGCGAUGUGCGAAUGAAGGAAUUGUGCGAGAGUUGUAUCGAUGACUUUGUGUAACAAUACUGUACUUAAAUAUGAAUUCAUGUACCUUAUAUUUCAAGUAAAUAAAAUUAUAAACCUUCA
Messenger RNA from Coccinella septempunctata (seven-spotted ladybird), 2979 nucleotides. Its product is annotated as mast/stem cell growth factor receptor Kit-like. The transcript has 19 exons. NCBI's taxonomy places the organism in Eukaryota, Metazoa, Arthropoda, Insecta, Coleoptera, Coccinellidae. The record is from RefSeq and is a predicted model, not a curated record. Gene Ontology annotation, cellular component: signaling receptor complex. Gene Ontology annotation, biological process: cell surface receptor protein tyrosine kinase signaling pathway; positive regulation of kinase activity; protein phosphorylation. The coding region runs from base 378 to 2801 and encodes 807 amino acids. Gene Ontology annotation, molecular function: transmembrane receptor protein tyrosine kinase activity; ATP binding.